UCCUGGCGGCGCGGGCGCGCGAGGCCUUAGGAGAAGGCGGCGGCGGCGGCGGCGGCUGCGGGUGCGGAGCCUCGGAGGCGGCGGCUGACCGUGGACCCGCGGAGGUUCCGGGGCGACCUAGGGGGCCCCGGCGGCGGCCGGCGACAUGUCGGUGGCCGGGCUGAAGAAACAGUUCUACAAGGCGAGCCAGCUGGUGAGCGAGAAGGUUGGAGGGGCCGAGGGGACCAAGCUCGAUGAUGACUUCAAGGAGAUGGAGAAGAAGGUGGACGUCACCAGCAAGGCUGUCACAGAAGUCCUGGCCAGAACCAUUGAGUACCUGCAGCCCAACCCAGCCUCCAGGGCCAAGCUGACGAUGCUCAACACGGUGUCCAAGAUCCGGGGGCAGGUGAAGAACCCGGGGUACCCGCAGUCGGAGGGCCUGCUGGGCGAGUGCAUGGUGCGCCACGGCAAGGAGCUGGGCGGCGAGUCCAACUUCGGCGAUGCCCUGCUGGACGCGGGCGAGGCCAUGAAGCGCCUGGCAGAGGUGAAGGACUCGCUGGACAUCGAGGUGAAGCAGAACUUCGUGGACCCCCUGCAGAACCUGUGCGACAAGGACCUCAAAGAGAUCCAGCACCACCUCAAGAAGCUGGAAGGCCGCCGGCUGGACUUUGACUACAAGAAGAAGCGGCAGGGCAAGAUCCCGGACGAGGAGCUGCGGCAGGCGCUGGAGAAGUUCCAGGAGUCCAAGGAGGUGGCGGAGACUAGCAUGCAGAACCUGCUGGAGACAGAUAUUGAGCAGGUGAGCCAGCUCUCGGCCCUGGUGGACGCACAGCUCGACUACCACCGACAGGCCGUACAGAUCCUGGACGAGCUGGCAGACAAGCUCAAGCGGAGGAUGCAGGACGCCUCCUCGCGGCCCAAGCGCGAGUACAAGCCACGGCCCCGGGAGCCUCUGGAGCUGGGGGAGCCCGAGCAGCCCAACGGGGGCUUCCCCUGCGCUACCGCCGCCGCGGCCCCCAAGAUCACACCAUCCUCCUCCUUCCGCUCCUCCGACAAGCCUGUGCGCACCCCGAGCCGCAGCAUGCCGCCCCUGGACCAGCCGAGCUGCAAGGCGCUGUACGACUUCGAGCCGGAGAACGACGGCGAGCUGGGCUUCCGCGAGGGGGACGUCAUCACGCUGACCAACCAGAUCGACGAGAACUGGUACGAGGGCAUGCUGCUCGGCCAGUCGGGCUUCUUCCCGCUCAGCUACGUGGAGGUGCUGGUGCCGCUGCCGCCGCAGUGAGGCCCACCCCGCCCGCCCCGCCCCGCGGGCCCACACUACGGUGCUCUCAACACUAACCCGACCCCCGCCCCGCCCCUCCCCGCCCGUUGCUGGCGAUGGGCCCAGCCCGCAACCCCCAGCCGCUGCCGCCGGGCGUCCGCAGGCGGAGGACAGGCCCGGGGGCCCGGGGGACCCCCACAGGGUGCCCCACCAGCAGCCACACACCGCACGGGACCACAGGAGCACCCCGGCCUCGCUCUACGCCAGGCCAAGCACAAAGGCUUCUGGGAGUCGAUGGUCGUCCCCCCCACCCCACCCCAGCACGCCCCUCCCCAAUGUGAUCUGAACAAUGAGUAAUGGGCCUGGUUCACAUUCCCCCCAUCUCCUGGGAAGUCCCCAGCCCUAGGACACCAGGCCCUGUGCACCCAGCACCCCACCCUUGUCGCCAUUUCUUGGAGGUGGGGCGCUAACGGGCCACAGCCCACGGAAUUAUAAUCCCGGUGGUUGUUUUUUAAAAGGAAAGUAUUAAACGUCGGUUUCUACAACCUGGGG
Molecule: messenger RNA, 1795 nt
Organism: Erinaceus europaeus (western European hedgehog)
Lineage: Eukaryota; Metazoa; Chordata; Mammalia; Eulipotyphla; Erinaceidae
Gene: SH3GL1
Product: SH3 domain containing GRB2 like 1, endophilin A2
Exons: 10
Coding region: 146-1264 (372 amino acids)
Biological process (GO): synaptic vesicle uncoating
Cellular component (GO): presynapse; cytoplasm; glutamatergic synapse
Molecular function (GO): protein binding
Source: RefSeq, a predicted model, not a curated record